Molecule: messenger RNA, 1116 nt
Organism: Colletotrichum gloeosporioides
Lineage: Eukaryota; Fungi; Ascomycota; Sordariomycetes; Glomerellales; Glomerellaceae
Product: Acid phosphatase
Exons: 1
Coding region: 1-1116 (371 amino acids)
Biological process (GO): phospholipid catabolic process
Molecular function (GO): hydrolase activity, acting on ester bonds
Source: RefSeq, a predicted model, not a curated record
AUGCAGGUCUACCUCGAGACCACUGCCUACAACAACUCCAUCGCCGACCCCAACUGCCAGGCCCUGAUCAACCAGGGUAUCUUGCUCACUGAGAUGUACGGCAUUGGCACACCUUCUCAGCCCAACUACGUCGCCCCCGCCAGUGGUGACGACUUCGGCACCAACAGCGACUCUUUCCUCUUGGUUGACAAGAACGUCUCCACCAUUGUCGACCUUCUCGAGGACAAGGGCAUCAGCUGGGGUGACUACAACGAGGGUCUCCCCUACUCUGGCUUCGAGGGCUUUGAGUACGACAACGAGGAGGAGGGUGACUAUGCUCGCAAGCACAACCUCCUCGUCCGCUUCGACUCCGUCUCACUCAACCCCGACCGCCUGGCCAAGAUCAAGAACUUGACUCUCUUCUACGAGGACCUCGAGAACGACCGCCUUCCCCAGUGGCUGUUCGUCACUCCCAACCUGUACAACAACGGCCACGACACCAACAUCUCUGUCUCUUGCAACUGGACCCGCAGCUUCGUCGAGCCCCUCCUCCAGGACCCCAAGUUCAACGAUGGCCGCACCCUCGUCUACAUUACCUGGCAGGCCAACGGCCAGUACCCUCUCGAGCGCAACCACGUCGCCGGUAUCCUCCUCGGCUCUGCCGUUCCCAAGGAGCUUGUCGGCACCAAGGACAACGCCUUCUACAACCACUACUCCGAGCUUUCUUCCGUCCAGGCCAACUGGGAUCUCCACACCCUCGGCCGUUGGGACGUCGGUGCCAACGUCUGGAACUUCGUUGGCUCCAAGACUGGGGACAAGAUCCGCGAGUGGAGCAGCAAGAUCGCCGGCGACAUCUUCGAGAACUACUACUGGAACCAGAGCUACGGCGGUGUCUUCAGCAGUGACUCCAACACCUCCCACUUGUACGUCGCUCCCAACCUGGACAUCUUCGGUGGUGGCUACCGUUCCAUCCUCCCUGCCAUUGCCAAGCUCUGGUACGGCUCUCGCCUUCCCGACUACUACAAGAACAUCAUCGAGCUCCCUGAUGCCCUCCAUCCCCCUAAGGGCUACGAGGUCACCAUUGGACUCACUCCCCCUGAGCCCAUUGAGACCCCUAUUCGCGUCUACCCUGCUUAA